Molecule: messenger RNA, 3074 nt
Organism: Diachasma alloeum
Lineage: Eukaryota; Metazoa; Arthropoda; Insecta; Hymenoptera; Braconidae
Gene: DNAlig1
Product: DNA ligase 1
Exons: 6
Coding region: 237-2954 (905 amino acids)
Biological process (GO): Okazaki fragment processing involved in mitotic DNA replication; DNA recombination; DNA repair
Cellular component (GO): nucleus; mitochondrion
Molecular function (GO): ATP binding; DNA binding; DNA ligase (ATP) activity
Source: RefSeq, a predicted model, not a curated record
GGCAAUUUAAUUCGUGAGAAUCGCAAUAAAUUACCCAUUUUUAGCUCAUAACACCCAACAUUAAAAUAUUUGAUGUUUGGAUUUUCGAGCCUACGAGCGUUAAUUCAUUGAGUUUUCUGCAUCCUGACUCAAUCAACCGCUGGACCUCGGUAAAUCCAGCGUCAACCCUUCUGGUGGGAAUUUUUUCCCGCCGAAAUGAUUGACAACAACAAAACAUUCGAGGUUAUGUCCCAGAAAUGGCGCAGCGUUCAAUAACGUCUUUCUUCAAGAAAUCGGCGACGUCAGAGGAGCAGAAGGAGUCCCCCAGCGUCGUUGAUGAGGCGAAAGAUAAAAAUGGGAAGGAGCAGGCGGAAGGGAAGAGAAAGCGACCCAAUAGAAGCAGCAGCAGUAGCACGAACGAGUCUCCACCGUCGAAGAAGCCCUCGAGCGUAGGAAAGCCGAAAAAACCGAAGUCCCAGGCUGUUGACAAGCCCAAGAGCACUCAGGGUAAGCUCGCCUUCUCGAGAGAACCCCCCAAGGAAGUCCCUGAGGAGAAGAAAGCCCCCAAGAGCAAUGGUGUCGAUGGCAAGAAGAAACCUGGAAAGAAGAGGUCCAGGAUCAUCCAGGAGGAUUCGAGUGACGACGAAUCUCACCUUCCACUGCCAGACAGUCCGGUCAAGUCAGAGGACAAAGAGUCAUCCCCCAGCCCCAAGGAUUCAAACAAACCCUCGAUCAUAAAAUCCGAAUCAAGUUCAGAAUCAGAGUCGGAGGAAGGAAGGAAGUCCCCGGCCGUGAAGAAGCCCCAGGAGAACCUGGCCAGCAUCCUCAGCAAACCCCUGAAGACAUCUCCAAAAGAGGAAAAGUCCUCGGGAUCUGACUCAGACCCUGAGGAGCCUGCGAAGCCCGAAAAAUCCCCGGAGAAAGUCCCCUCGAAGGACAUUCGAGGCUUCUUCGCUGGCAAAUCCCAGGCGAAAACCCAGAGAAACGAGAAAAAGGACUCCAACAGUCACUCCUAUGACCCCAGCGCUGAUAAAUACCACCCGAUUGACUCGGCCUGCUGGAAGAGGGGUGAGAAAGUCCCCUAUAUAGCCCUCACAAGGACCCUCGAGCUCAUAGAGAAGACGAGUGCGAGGCUCAAGAUGGUGGAGAUCCUGGCGAAUUUCUUCAGAUCAGUCAUCGUCCUCACCCCGGACGACCUCCUGGCGAGUGUCUACCUGUGCCUGAAUCAACUGGCCCCGGCUUACGAGGGCGUGGAGCUGGGGAUUGCUGAGACAACCCUGAUUAAAGCCAUUGCCCAGUGCACGGGGAGAACUAUGGCGCAGAUUAAAGCCGAUGCCCAGGAGGUGGGGGACCUCGGGAUCGUGGCUGAGGGCAGUCGGUCCAACCAGAGGAUCAUGUUCCAACCGGCGCCGUUGAUGGUCUCCCAUGUUUUCUCGAAGCUGAGGGAAAUCGCCCAGAUGACUGGGACCUCCUCGGUUGGGAAGAAAGUCGACAGGAUCCAGUCUUUGUUCGUGGCUUGUCGGUUCACCGAGGCCAGGUACCUCAUAAGAUCCCUCGCUGGUAAACUGAGGAUUGGCCUGGCUGAGCAAUCAGUGCUGCAGGCACUGGCCCUCGCCUGUGCCCUCACUCCUCCCAAUCAAGAAUUUCCUCCUGAGGUAAUCAAUGCCAGCAAGAAAGUCCCGGCCGAGAAAUUCAAGCAACAAUACGAAGAGAUUGCGCUAAUCAUCAAGACGACCUACUGCGAGUGCCCGAAUUAUGACCUGAUAAUCCCGGUGCUUUUGAAGGAGGGGGUGAAGGCCCUCCCUGAGAAAUGCAAACUCCGUCCGGGAAUUCCUCUCAAACCCAUGCUUGCUCAUCCAACUAAAGGCGUCCAGGAGGUGCUCACCAGAUUCGAGGGGCACAAAUUCACUUGCGAGUGGAAGUACGACGGGGAACGAGCGCAGAUUCACGUUGAUGAGAGCGGCGUUGUCUCCAUAUACUCCAGAAAUCAAGAGAACAACACCAGCAAGUACCCCGACAUCAUCGGGAGGUUGAAAUCAGCUGUGAAGAAAUCAGUCAAGAGUUGCAUUUUGGAUUGCGAGGCUGUCGCCUGGGACAGGGAGAAGAAGCAGAUACUCCCCUUUCAGAUACUGAGCACGAGGAAGAGGAAGGACGCCAACGAGUCCGAUAUCAAGGUCCAGGUUUGUGUCUUCAUGUUUGAUCUUCUGUAUUUGAAUGGGGAGGCUCUUGUCACUGAGCCCUUUGUCAAGCGGAGGGAGCUGCUGAAGGAACACUUCAACGAGCUCGAGGGGGAGUGGAGGUUCGCCACCAGCUUGGACACCACGAGGAUGGAGGAGGUCCAGGACUUCCUCGAGGAGUCGGUCAAGGGGAAUUGCGAGGGGCUCAUGGUGAAGACUCUGGAGGAAGACGCGACUUAUGAGAUCGCCAAGAGAUCUCGCAAUUGGCUGAAGUUGAAGAAGGAUUAUCUGGAAGGGGUCGGCGACACUCUGGACGUCGUCGUCAUUGGGGGGUACAUUGGCAAGGGGAAGAGGACUGGAACCUAUGGGGGAUUUUUACUGGCUUGUUAUGACCCCGAGAACGAGGAGUAUCAGAGUCUCUGCAAAAUUGGCACUGGCUUCAGUGAGGAUGACCUUGCCAAGCACACGACCUUCCUGAAGGAUCAUGUCGUGCCUCAGGCCAAAGGGUACUAUCGGUAUGACAGCAGUCUCGAGCCUGAUCACUGGUUUGAGCCCGUUCAGGUGUGGGAGAUCAAGUGCGCGGAUUUGUCACUUUCACCGGUGCAUCGCGCUGCUGCUGGAAUCGUCGAUCCUGUCAAGGGGAUCUCACUGAGGUUCCCGAGGUUCAUCAGGGUGAGGGAGGACAAGAACGUUGAGGACUCCACUUCGGCGCAGCAGGUCGCUGAUAUGUACAAAAACCAGGAGCAGAUCGUCAAUCAACAGGGGUCGACUGCUGUCAAUGAAGAGGAUUUUUAUUAAUUUUUCCUCGACUUUUUUAACAUGGCAGUGUGAACGAAGGAAUGAAUCGCAUUUUUUUUUUAUUGUUCCUGUGGAAUUGUACGUGCGGAAUUGUUUUAAUUAUAAUUGUCACUUUGAAUA